CCCCGCAGUCUUGUAAACGCCGUCGCCGGUCAUCGAUAUCCUCCACAACGCUGCUUUUGUCGUCGUCGUCUCGAUCGGACGUCACGAAACCCAUCCACCGCCGCCGCCAUCGCCGCUGUCCAGUCGCCGAUUUUGAGGCUGUAUUAAGACUGUAAUGGUUUUUAAACAAAUUGUACAACUUUUGAUUGAGAAAUGCACAACUCAACGUAUCCUUGUUUAUCAAGAUCAAACAGUUCAAAUCAAACGUCGUCCGAUCAGGAAGUCUUAGAUCGUCAAAACAGUUUAAUGUUUACUAAACUGCCAUUGCCAAAAUUAGAAAAUGACUUACAAAAUUAUAAUUUGAGAUUGGACAACAGACCAAACUCUGAACAGAACAAAGAUGGUACGACAGAUCAAACAAUAAGAAGGUAUAGAACAGCGUUCACAAGAGAACAGUUGCUUCGAUUAGAAAAAGAAUUUUACAAAGAAAAUUACGUGUCCCGACCUAGAAGAUGUGAACUUGCCACCGAAUUAAAUCUUCCCGAAUCGACGAUAAAGGUGUGGUUCCAAAACCGGCGGAUGAAGGACAAACGACAGAGGAUCGCCAUGGCGUGGCCGUACGCCGUGUACACGGACCCGACGUUUGCGGCCACGGUGCUCCAGGCGGCCGCGGCCAGCGCGCACGCUAACGGCACGCUGCCCGACAUAGCGGCCAUCGCCAACGCUUACCAAUACUCGGCGGCAGCGGCGGCCGCGGCGGCGGGGCCUUCGUAUUUCCACGGCCCGGGCGGCGGCGGCGGUGGCGAGUACGGUAAGUUCCAGCCUCAGCACUACGUCGGUCCAGUGCCUCCACCGCCCCCGGCACCGCCCACCCAGUCGCUUCAACAGAUGAUUAAGAAGCCGUUCGGGCCGUUCGUGGGCCACCAUCACCACCAUCACCAUCACCAUCAGUUCACGUCGGCUACGGCGGAAGUCGCUGCCUUAUCCGCGGCCGCCGACGCCUCGCCGGCCGAGUCGUCCAGCAACGGUAACAGUCACGCGGCCGCCUUUGACGGCCACAUUGCAACGGCGAUCGAACACAAAACGCCGACGGCCACCGCCGUGACGAUGGUGGACAACAACAAGACGACCAACGCGGCGGCCGCGACGUCGUCGUCGUCGUCCUCGUCGGCCGCGGACGCCGCCGAUUUUUCCGGCACGAGCUGCAAGUGUGGCAUAGUCGACUGCGUGCUGACCACUUCCGGCAAGUCGGUCAACAGUAACGGUGCGAUGGACGAGUCUACGCCGCCGCCGCAACCGCCGGCCGCCGUUGACCGCUUGCCGCCACAGCUGUUUUUCAUGACUUCCGGCGGACCGGAAACCGGCAAAGACGUCAUACAGUCGGCCGAAUGCUCGUUGGCCGUCCACAAGCACGUCUACCACAAAGAGUACUCCAAAAACAAACUGUUCCAGCCCUACAAAUCGGACGUGACGACCGCGAAACUCAAUCUGUAAACUCGCACACACACAAACGUAUAAUUUUAUUAUUAUUAUCAUUAUUA
Melanaphis sacchari is the source of this 1520-nucleotide messenger RNA. It is a transcript of the gene eve, whose product is annotated as homeobox protein Hox-A3. Bases 193 to 1473 code for a protein of 426 amino acids. Gene Ontology annotation, cellular component: nucleus. Gene Ontology annotation, biological process: regulation of transcription by RNA polymerase II. Lineage: Eukaryota; Metazoa; Arthropoda; Insecta; Hemiptera; Aphididae. The transcript has 4 exons. Gene Ontology annotation, molecular function: DNA-binding transcription factor activity, RNA polymerase II-specific; RNA polymerase II cis-regulatory region sequence-specific DNA binding. The record is from RefSeq and is a predicted model, not a curated record.